Molecule: messenger RNA, 731 nt
Organism: Pocillopora meandrina
Lineage: Eukaryota; Metazoa; Cnidaria; Anthozoa; Scleractinia; Pocilloporidae
Source: the annotation of a GenBank genome assembly
AUGGAAGACCGCGCUAUUUUUCACCGCUUACCCGACCGUCAAAAUGCCGCGUUGGAAGAUGAGGAGCAAUUCUGUUUCAUUCAUCUUACAAUGCAAGAGUUUUUCGCUGCGAGGCACCUAGUAAACAACAUGAAUGAAACAGAAUUAAGGAACUUUGUUUCCGAGAACCUCAAGAACGGCAAAUGGCAACUGGUUUUCUAGUUUCUGGCUGGACAAAUGGAGGAUAAAGUUCACCUACCGAGCGCAAUUAUCACUGACCUUCUUCCUGUGAAAACUGAAGAGGAAAAAAGGGCAGGAUUUAACGAACAGUGGACAGAGAAUGAAGAGCCAAGGAAAGUGACUCUUGGCCGACCGAAGACAAACGAGAUUUAGCAGUGACAUUGUUUAAAUGAAUUAACGAAAGUAAUGAGAUGGAGCUGAUAGCUCAGAGAAAACUUCAACAAAUUAACUUUAAUUUUGUAAAUUUUAGUUCAUGUCACCUCACAACCGUUGAUUGCUCUCCGUUAGUAAAUGUAAUUAAGAAUGUUCAACAAAUUUCACAUUUGGAUUUGAAUCACAAUAACAUUGAUCCAUUUGAUUGUUUUGAGAUUUGUAAAUUGUUCAAAUGUAAGGAAUCUCAACUAAGCUGGUUAAACCUCAAAAACAAUCAAGUGACAGAUGAAGCAGCAAAGUAUUUAAUUGAAGCCAUCAACAACAACAACUGUCAGCUACGCAUGUUAAGCCUCAUUUAA